CACAAAUUUAAAGUUGAAUAUCUUGCAUUACAAAAGAGAAAAAUGGCUUCAUCAAGAUUUCAACUUGUUGCUCUUCUCGUCAUCUUCUCUCUCGUUAUUAAUAUUACUGCCCGAUCCGCAGAAAAAGAAGUAAUGGACGGACCAUGCCGCUUAAGAGGAACGUGCAACAACGACAGUGACUGCGACAAACAUUGUCACAGGAGCACCGACGCUACACCCAUGGACGGCCACUGCCUCUUCGACAAACCCACCGGUCCUGUGUGUUGCUGCUUAUUUGAUUAAAUCAUAUAUAUUUGUCUUUUUUUAUCCUUCAAAUCUACACCGUAUCUUUCUAAAAUAAUGAUGUAAAAUUGAAUAAAAACGUUACGUCCCA
Arabidopsis arenosa is the source of this 373-nucleotide messenger RNA. The record is from the annotation of a GenBank genome assembly. NCBI's taxonomy places the organism in Eukaryota, Viridiplantae, Streptophyta, Magnoliopsida, Brassicales, Brassicaceae.